GAAAAUACUUCGCUGUUGGAUUACACAUCUGGAUUCUGUAGGUUCAUCGACUGAUCCGGCUAUACGCUCGUUUUCCGUUUGGUUGACGCUGUUUUCUUUCAUAAAUCGACGAUACUUUAAUUUUCUGUGAAUACUGACUACUACCAGGCAUUGAUAGAAUGGCAUCGCUAACAAAACCUAAGUCAGAAAUGACACCUGAAGAACUUUCAAAGAGAGAAGAGGAAGAGUUCAACACAGGCCCUUUAUCUGUGCUUACACAGUCCGUCAAAAACAAUACUCAGGUAUUAAUCAAUUGUCGAAACAACAAAAAAUUACUUGGCAGAGUCAAAGCAUUUGACAGACACUGCAACAUGGUUCUUGAAAAUGUCAAAGAGAUGUGGACGGAACUACCACGUACGGGAAAAGGAAAGAAAAAGGCAAAACCAGUGAAUAAGGACAGGUUUAUUUCAAAGAUGUUUCUUCGAGGUGACUCCGUUAUUCUGGUCCUAAAAAAUCCCUUAGCUACAGCAUCUGGGAAAUGAUUCCAUUAGUUUGUAAGAUUGUAAUAAUUUUAUAAUUACUUUUUACAAACUAAUGAUUAAUUAUUCUAAAAUAAAGAACCACCUAAGUUAAGCCACAAAA
Athalia rosae (coleseed sawfly) is the source of this 621-nucleotide messenger RNA. It is a transcript of the gene SmD2, whose product is annotated as probable small nuclear ribonucleoprotein Sm D2. The record is from RefSeq and is a predicted model, not a curated record. Gene Ontology annotation, molecular function: RNA binding. Gene Ontology annotation, cellular component: precatalytic spliceosome; U2 snRNP; U1 snRNP. Lineage: Eukaryota; Metazoa; Arthropoda; Insecta; Hymenoptera; Athaliidae. Gene Ontology annotation, biological process: spliceosomal snRNP assembly; RNA splicing. The coding region runs from base 159 to 521 and encodes 120 amino acids. The transcript is spliced from 3 exons.